Molecule: messenger RNA, 9582 nt
Organism: Nematostella vectensis (starlet sea anemone)
Lineage: Eukaryota; Metazoa; Cnidaria; Anthozoa; Actiniaria; Edwardsiidae
Product: mucin-17
Exons: 22
Coding region: 446-8437 (2663 amino acids)
Biological process (GO): extracellular matrix organization
Cellular component (GO): extracellular matrix
Molecular function (GO): protein binding; metalloendopeptidase activity
Source: RefSeq, a predicted model, not a curated record
CCCAGCGCUGAUGUAGGACUCACGAGAGUGACUCUAAUUGAUUCCCGUCUCAGUUCAUGUCAAAGUUUGGUCUAAAGAUUAGGCUGACAAGUUUCCGUUGAAGUAUUUGAACACACUUUAACCUUCCGACAUCGCUGCGAGUCCGGCAUUUUGCCGCCUUAUUAUUCGCAUGUAAAUUCAUCCCGUGAUUUUGCGCUUGUUUCGCGAGCUGGUUUUGGGGUGUCGCCGGUCUUGGUAUUUCGCGGCUCUCACACUGUUGGCGUUAUCUGUCAUCAAGUCAUACAGAUUUUACUAUCCAGGCAUCGACGAAAAUCUGGGAAAGUUCUUUCAACCGGUUACAUCGCCACGGGAAAGUGGGGUUCUGCAGCGCGCGGUAGAGUUCAUUCAAAACAACACUCCGCAAGACAGAACACGUGUGAUAUUAACUCAGAAUCACUCGCACAAAAUGAGGUCGCCCAUUGAAGUAGUCACCGUACAAGUAAUCUUUAUCUUUAUCAUGCCAUAUGCCAAGGUCAUAACAUCUGAUGAAAUAAUUUCCAGUGACGAAAUCCCCAAGGGGGAGGUAGACUUUGUAUCAGAGUGGUCUCCUUGGAGCCCUUGUUCUCGCACAUGUGGGACGGGGAUAUCAUUCCGUGGGAGACGAUGUAACAGGGACCGAAGUCCAUGCACACAGUACCCACGCCAACAUCGCACGUGUAACAACGAGCCAUGUCCAAUAGGAGCCUCGAGUUUCCGUGAUCAGCAGUGCUCGAAAAAUGACGCUUAUCAACUAAAGUUCAACGGCACAGAUGCCAAGUGGAAGUCACUACGAAGAGGUUCCACUAGGUGCCUACUGUACUGUUACCCUGUUGGUCAGCGGGUUACUUAUUACUUUGGCCGAGCGAGAGAUGGGACCAAAUGUUCAGAUUUCCCUCAUAGCGUCUGUGUAUUCGGAAAAUGCACGCCGGUUGGAUGCGAUCGUAAACUUGGUACAGACCGGAAGUUCGAUCAGUGCCAGGUUUGUGGAGGAGAUGGCUCCUCGUGUGAACCCUUCGCGUCUUCAAUCAACCGAGACGUCACCGCGGAGGAGAACAAGACAGGUUACUCGGAGCUCUUCACGAUACCCAAGCGUGCCACCACGGUUCUUAUAAGCGAGGGAACAGCGAGCUUUAUAGCCAUAAAGAGUCGUUCGGGGGAGUGGCUGAUGAAUGGUGAUCACGUGGUUACCAAGCCGGGGAGUCAGCGAACCGACGGAGUAGAUGUCCGCUAUACCCGUCUUCCUGACAACAAAACAGAGGCUGUGAUGAUUCUCGGUCCGACUACACAGGAGCUUUACGUCAUGGGUUUGAUUGUGAAUAGCACAUCACCAAAAGUAGAGUACGAAUACUGGCUUCCGAAGGACAGACCGCCGACUACGAUAGCACCUAUAACAGAACCGGUUGAGCCAGUCACUGAAGAUUUAAAACCUGUCACAGAACCGGUUGAGCCAGUCACUGAAGAUUUAAAACCUGUCACAGAACCGGAUGAGCCAGUCACUGAAGAUGUAAAACCUGUCACAGAACCGAUUGAGCCAGUCACUGAAGAUUUAAAACCUGUCACAGAACCGGUUGAACCAGUUACUGAAGAACUAGUCACUGAAAUUGCAGGGCCUUUCACUAAACCGAUAAGUCUAGCCACUGAGUUUUUGAAACCUUCAACUGAACUUUUUGGACAGCUUACUGAAAGUGUUAAGCCAUUUACGUCAGGUGUUCGAGUCACAAAAGCUGUGAAUUGGGAAGAUGCUGGUCCAAUUACACAACGCGUACAAUAUACUGGCAAGACCACGGGAAUACUUCAAUCAGUUACAACUAGUCAACCUAAAUACAAUGUUAAUUCUUCCAUCGCUCUUGUAACUAGAUCCACUUUUCUUUCUUUAAAGUCAAUAUCUGCGGAGCACAGUAUUGCUUCUCAGUCAGCACAGGUUACUGCAACGAGAAAAACGCCAUCAAUAACUACUAAAGCACAUAGUAUUGCUACUCCAACUGUUUUGGUAUCUUCGCCGGAGACGGUGCGCCCUGAGGUAAUGAAGACGUCAGCUUUCUACUCGAAUGAAAGCCGCGUUCUUCCAUCAAUUACAGCAUUACCAAGUUUUAAAGGAUCUGCUAAAAGUAGAACUGAGAAACGCCGUAAUAGCUCUAAAGUGUUGCCAAGUUUAGUAUUGUAUUCCUUAUCUACGUCGAAUGUAUCAGUAGAUAGGUCUUUGUCACAAGCUGUAACACCAACAUCUCGACUGCUGAGGACAGUGACGAAUAUCCCAAGUGAUGGACAAAGCAAAAUUGGGGAAACGUCCACGUCUUACGUAUCUUCAUUGACGUCUGAGGUCGAUUCCAGUGAUCACACUAUUAAAGUCAGCUCCUCUAAAACAGAGGACAAAGGUUAUUCAGUUAGAACAGUGGGGACUACUCUCCCCAUAGUAAAAUCCGGUGCCACUUUAAGUACGCCGUCUAAUUAUGAAUCUGUGACUGCGUCACAAAAGGUCUUAUAUACAAUGUCGGCAGUGAGAUCCAAGUCGUCUGAGUCUGGUGGAAAAACAAAACAGACUCCGAGCUCUGUUAACGCAUCCACAAGUAUUAGUACUGGAAGUAAAUUAGGAAUGGCUUCUGUACAAGGCAAACAAUCUACUUCACUGCCCAUGUUACCUUCAGUAUCAACGUUAACCUUUGGGGAUAGUGUCACAGAAACAGCAUCGAGUAGACUGCCUACAAAGCUAGGCGUCGUUGCAUCUAGAGCAGAAGCUUCCACUAAAGAGAUAAAACAGCAAAGAUCUUCAAUCGUUACGUCCAUAUCGCCGACUAGGACAACUGAAAAACUUGAAACAAUGCCGUCGUCAACAAAAGGAACACAGGGAUUGCUCCAUACGACUGAGCUUCCAACUUCAAAGGCUGAAUCAGGCACAGCCGCCACUAGUACAGACGAGAGGACAACAACUUUAAAACCAGUUUUUCCCACCACUGAGUUCAUGCCUUGGGGAGCAUGGACGGCCUGCUCGACCUCUUGCGGAGGCGGCUUCCGAGUUCGCGCAAGAACCUGCCUUCGUAGACCUGAUGGACUGUGCCUUAGCGACGAAACACAAGUCAAACCAUGUAACACUCUUCCAUGCCGCCUUGUCGACAAGACUUGGAGCACGUGGGGACCCUGGGCAGGAUGUACAGUAAGCUGUGGGGGAGGGGCACGAGUGAGGUUCAGGAUUUGUCAGAGUGCAACCAAGACUCGUGUUCGCUCAGGCUGUCCUGGACGGAGCUACGAAGUUAGGUCUUGCAAUACUGAUAUAUGCGCUUCGAGAAGCCGUGUAGAGCCAUCAUCAUCUAAGAAACAAACACUUUUAUCAUCAUCUAUGUCGUCUUCGUUGCGGACAUCAUCAUCACCACCACAACCAUCAUCAUCAUCAUCAUCAUCAGCAGCAGCAGCAUCAUUAAGAACUUUUACAGUAUCGCCAUUGUUAUUCUCAUCACCAUCAUCGUCGUCAUUAUCAGCAAAAGUGUCAGUGAUGCAAUCUUCUUCACCAGUAACGGUUGCUCCAUCAAUGAGGACCUCAUCAACACCACUGCUCUCUUCGUCUAACAUUCAAAAAUUUACUACUGAAACAAUCUCAAAUAACAGAAAGACCUUAAACCUCAUUUUAACAUCGACACCAUCAUUGACAUCAACUGUUAUUUUAUCCGUGUUGCACUCGUAUGCAAGCGUACAUUCCAGCCAAAGUCAGAUCUACGUCUCACCUUCAAGUCAGUAUAUCGAAAUAUCUAGUGCAAAGAUAAACGAGCUAACAUCAACAAAGAGACAAGUCACUACGAGAAUGGAAACAGUCACCAAAGAAGCAACGGCCACCAUAGACCCAAGCACUACUCCCAAAGAAGACGCCACAUAUGUAGCUAUAGCUAAAAAUACUAAUGCUACUAAUAACCCUACCACCGAGAAUACAACUAUCACUACUUCCGAGCCUACAACCAUGGAAGCCAUUACUACUACCAAACCUUUAACAGAGGACAACUCUUCCACCACAACCAUACCAAUUACCACUGAAACAACAAACACAGUCAUGCUAACCACCAAGAAAGCAACUAUCACAGCUAAACCUACCGCAACUGAAGCAAUUAUUACACCCGGACCGACCACCACAGGAGCAGUCACCCCCACUCAAGUUACGAUCACGGCAGUAAAAAACACAGUCAAACCAAUCCCCAUGGAAGCUACUACAGCCGGACCAACGACCACCGAAGCAAUUAUUACAGACAAGCCUACCACCACGGAAGCAACUGCUAUAUCCAUACCAACCCCUUUUGACGCAACUACUACAGGCAAACUAACCACCACGGAAGAAACUACCACUACCCAACCUUCUACCUCGGAGGCAACUACUGCAUCAAUAACACCCACCACUGAAGUCAAUAUUACACUCAAUCCUACCACCACGGAAGAAACUGCUACAGUCAAGCCUACCACCAAGCAAGCAACUACCAAUGCCGACCCUACCACCAAUGAAGCAACUACUUCAGCUAAACCUACCACCACGGAAGCAACUACUACAACUACAGCUACACCUACCACGACAGAAACAACUACUACAACUAAACCUACCACAACGGAAGCAACUUCUACAGCCAAACCUACCACCACGGAAGCAACUACUACAGCCAAACCUACCACCACGGAAGCAACUACUACAGCCAAAUCUACCACCAAUGAAGCAACUACUUCAGCUAAACCUACCACCACGGAAGCAGCUACUACGGCUACACCUACCACGACAGAAACAACUACUACAACUAAACCUACCACAACGGAAGCAACUUCUACAGCCAAACCUACCACCACGGAAGCAACUACUACAGCUAAACCUACCACCACGGAAGCAACUUCUACAGCCAAACCUACCACCACGGAAGCAACUUCUACAGCCAAACCUACCACCACGGAAGCAACUUCUACAGCCAAACCUACAACCAUGGAAGCAACUACUACAGCUAAGCCUACCACCACGGAAGCAACUACUACAGUUAAACCUACAACCAUGGAAGCAACUACUACAGCUAAACCUACCACCAUGGAAGCAACUUCUACAACCAAACCUACAACCAUGGAAGCAACUACUACAGCUAAACCUACCACCAUGGAAGCAACUUCUACAACCAAACCUACCACCACGGAAGCAACUAGUACAGUUAAACCUACCACCACUAAAGCAACUACUUCAGCUAAACCGACAACCACAGAAGCAACUACUACAGCUAAACCUACUACGACAGAAACAACUACUACAACUAAACCUACCACUGCGGAAGCGACUACUACAGCUAAACCUACCACCACGGAAGCAACUACUACAACUAAACCUACCAAUGCGGAAUCAACUACUACAGCUAAACCUACCACCAUGGAAGCAACUACUACAGCUAAGCCAACCACCACGGAAGCAACUACUACAGCCAAACCUACCACCACGGAAGCAACUUCUACAGCCAAACCUACCACCACGGAAGCAACUUCUACAGCCAAACCUACCACCACGGAAGCAACUACUACAGCUAAACCUACCACCACGGAAGCAACUUCUACAGCCAAACCUACCACCACGGAAGCAACUUCUACAGCCAAACCUACCACCACGGAAGCAACUUCUACAGCCAAAUCUACCACCACGGAAGCAACUACUACAGCUAAACCUACCACCACGGAAGCAACUUCUACAGCCAAACCUACCACCACGGAAGCAACUUCUACAGCCAAACCUACCACCACGGAAGCAACUACUAAAGCUAAACCUACCACCACGGACGAAAAUACUACAACCAAACCGGCAACCACGGAAGCAACUACUACAGCUAAACCUACAACUACGGAAGCAACUACUUCAGCUAAACCUACCACCACGGACGAAAAUACUACAACCAAACCGGCAACCACGGAAGCAACUACUACAGCUAAACCUACAACUACGGAAGCAACUACUUCAGCUAAACCUACCACCACGGAAGCAACUACAGUUAAACUUACCACUACGGAAGCAACUACUACAGCAAAGCCUACCACCACGGACGAAAAUACUACAACUAAACCGGCAACUACGGGAGCAACUGCUUCAACUAAACCUACCACUACGGAAGCAACUACUACAGCUACACCUACCACUACGGAAGCAACUACUACAACUAAACCGGUCACCACUACGUCAGCCCCAUGUGCCCCGUGUAAUCUAAACCAGCGCACUCUCGAGAGGGGAUAUUGCACGAGUGAUGUGGUUAUCCACACAGUUAUUACCUCGCCUAUGCGUGUAACUCAUAGUCGCGCCGUCUACGAAGCCUCGAUCCUCUCGGUGUACAAAGCCUCUGAGCUCCUGCCUCGAACGGUUUUCAUCCGCGUACCGGGAGGGCGUUGCCCCUGCCCUCAUCUCCUCCCGGGUAAGGACUAUGUCAUCAUGGGUAAGAUAGCACGCAACAAAAAGGGAGAGGUCAGGGUGACACUAUCACAGAGGAGCUUUGCUAAGAGAUGGGAUAUACCAAUUGAGCUUGGCUUGGGAAGGAAUAAGCCGGAUUGUACAAAGAUCGAAAGACGACCGAAGACGACAGUCGCGCCGACAACGACCAACCAACCAACAACAGCACCAGCCACCCUCCUGGUAACCACGCCUUCUAGCACGACAGAGAAACCAAUAACCGAGUCGCCAGCCACGUGCCCGCCCUGCCUUGCGUCACGCCACAAGAACAAAGCCUACUGCUCAAACGACCAUGUUGUCCGAGUGGAGAUUGGUAAAGAGCACGUGACCGCUCAGGACAAGAAGGCCUUCCGCGCGUUUGUCAAGACCAUCUACAAGGGUCCCCUCGACCUGUCCGAGAUCAUCAUUCGUGUGUCCGGCUCAAAGUGCUCAUGUCCGGACUUCAAAGUCGGACAGGACUACAUCAUUAUGGGCUCCGCGCGUUUUGGCAAAAGGGGAGUCUACCGUUUAGUCAUGAAUAAGGACAGCUUGGCGGAGGAAUGGUAUUACGCAUUUAACAACGAGGUCUCCGCACUCAGGCAGUGUGACCUACCCGCGACAACGGUGCCUGUUGCUAUGACCACCGUGACGUCAGCUCCGGUUACCUUGACGCCGAAAUGCGGUGCCUGUCGAGAGUCUGAGAAUCCUGGGGCUCAUUUUUGCAUCAGUCAACAUGUCAUCCUAGCUCGUAUCACAAAGAUCCGUUCCAACAAACAACGCACUGUUUACUACGCCGACGUCCUCGCUGCUUACAAGGGUCGUCUGUCUGAGCCAGCGGAGAUGCUUAUACGAGUACCCGGUGGAAAGUGCCCGUGCCCUCCCCUGAGAGUCGGGGAAAACUAUGUACUUAUGGGGUCCAUGAGGACGACAAGUAAAGGCAAAACCAGGAUGAGACUCACCCCUAAGAACUUCGUUCGUGAAUGGUCCUUGGAAUUCAACAGUAAAGUGGAGGACUACAAAAGAAAAUGCGGUAUUCCUGUGCCUUUUGUACCGACACCAGCAAUCAACCGUCCAGCAUUCUGUAAGAAGUGUCAGCCGAGCAGUAUCCAAGACUUUUGCUUCAGUAAAAACGUGUUCCGUGUUCGGGUUGUAAAAGCCUCUCCUCAAGACAGCUCACUCUAUAAAGCUUUUGCCAUUACGUCAUACAAAGGCGACCUCGCAACCACCCCCUUACUUUCUUUGCGUGUGCCGUCUGGUCAGUGCGCAUGCCCAGAGCUGACCAGUGGCCGUGAUUACGUCAUCAUGGGUCAGAUCAAACGUUUGAAGGAGGAUAUUCCCAUUGUUAUCGUUAACAAGAGGAGCUAUGUGACGCUGUGGGACGCCAGUCUUGAGACGGUGAUGGGAGUGAUGAGGGAGAAGUGUGGAGCGGCCACUAACAUCCGGGAACUCGUGCUUCAUCCCACCUCUUUCAUAGAAUUUCCUGUCACCGAAAGAAAGAGCCUUUUAGAAACCUCCUCCAGCUCCGACAUGACAAAAGAACGACGGGAAUACGACAUUAUAGAGAUGGACAGCGGAUUCAAAAAGAAGUCCCUUAAGGGUCCGCACUCGACUCUCACGCCAAAAGGGGAAUGCCCACCGUGCGUCACCACCAGACGAAGAAAUCGGAUACUAUGCACCAGUGACUAUGUUCUGAAGGUUAAGAUCACGGGUCGAGACCACAACGCCACGAGUCACGUGACCCAGUACCACGCGUCUGUCAAGUUCGUGUUCAAACUACGCAUGCCCAUCAACUUGAAACUGCAUCUGUGGGUUUAUAACGAUACAUGCAACUGCCCUGAACUCCAAGUUGGGGAAUUGUACCUCAUCAUGGGAAAUAUCGUGCAUGAAGGGCGAGGGAGUAGCACACCUAGGCUUAUGUUGAGCAGAGACUCUUUCGUGCGGCGAUGGAAACAAGGCCUUAGAGCGAGAAUAGAGUCUUUGAAAAAAGCUUGUGCCAGCGAGGAAAGAUAAUCAUCAUGGGAAAUAAUCGCUGUAAAUAUUUCUUAGCGGGAAGCUACCGUUAACUCUUUGCGGACGGGACACUAUAGAACGCUAUUUAAAGACCUCGUUGCUCUUAUCAAAUACUGUAUUUGAACACUCUCGGCACUAAUUAAUACCAUUUUAAUCUAAGGAGCUCAAAAAAUUAAUCAUAAUUUAAUUUUUGAAGUGGUCUACAAAAUUUUUAUUUUUAUCAAAUCAUUUCAAGCGCCCAGGGACCAUUUUCUCGCCAAAACUAAGUGGGAAAGAAAACCUGCAAUUUUAACAAUACUCAGGCUGUACCAGAUAUUGAUUGGUCUGUGGAUAUAUUUUCCCUAGAAAAUAUUUGUGAGUUAAGAAUAUAAAUAUUAAAUACGACGCACGCUACCGUGGCUACCUAAACAGUUUAAAAGUACGACGCGCGCUACCGUGCCCACCUUGACAGUUUUGGGAAAAGACAAUAGAAAGCAACAUAAGCAACUCCAAUAGGGAGGAUGUGAUAUCUGAUCACUCAGCCAGCCUGGCAAAGAAAUGCUACACUGCGCAUUAAGGGAAUUCUUUUAGCAAUAAAGUUUGUGUCAAACAAAGCUUAUUCACGCAUGCCAAUGGGGACUUGUGCUGAGAGAUCGCGUGACCUAGUCACGUGAUCUCUCACCUUGUGGUCACGGUAGCGCGCGCCGAACUAAAGUGGUACGUUUUGUAAAUUUUUGUAAAUUAAUGUUAACAUUUAUAAUUAUUUUUUGUAAAUGAAUGUAUAAUCACUUAACAAAGAACAUAUAAUAGCUAGAACAGUCUUGAAAAAAAGUGAUGACAAAAGGGAGCGAGUUGCCUUCUAUCAUUGAAGCUGGUAGCGCGUUAUUAUCUAUAUAUUUUUCUAUUUUAAGGAUACAAUUUUAAGUUAAAGUCAUUCAAUUCCAGCACAAUAAUGAAAUUUAAAGCACAAAAGUAUAUUUUAGUUAUCAUUCACAUCAAAGUCCUAAAGAAGAAAGUUAUUUAAAAAGACACAACAAAAACAAUUCUUUUCCGUGACGUGGUCUUAUUCAUGCCUUCAAGGUAUUCUUGCAUCUUCAGUAGCACAUAGCAACAAAUAAAUGAAAUAGUUAUUUUGCAUGUUACUUUAUUAAAUACAGGUUUCUUUA